Dentiscutata heterogama is the source of this 585-nucleotide messenger RNA. Lineage: Eukaryota; Fungi; Glomeromycota; Glomeromycetes; Diversisporales; Gigasporaceae. The record is from the annotation of a GenBank genome assembly.
AUGUUAUUUUCUACACUGACAUUAAUCACCCCUCCCGAUUACGAUGAAGUGAUCUCUAAAAUGACUGUUGGUGAUUAUGAUCUUUAUUUCACCAAUCAGGCUAGAGAGUAUCGCGUUAUAUACAAUGGUCGCUAUGUUAUCUUCGACAUUUCCGACAAUAAAAUCAUUAAUAGCCUAUGUGAAGAUAAUUCAAAAAACGUUCCGAACGCAUACAUAUUGUUUCGUGCAAAACUCGCCCCUUGUAUCUCAGCUCUUGGGCUUAGUACUGAAAGGGUAUUUUUAUCCCAAGUAAGUAGUAAUUUGUGGAAAGACAUCAAGGAAAAGGAUAAGCCAUUUAUUCAGGCUAUUAAAGCUGCUUACAAGAUUGAAUACUCUCGUAGAACCUCAAAGAGAUUCGUCCCAUAUAUUAAUAAACCCAAAAAAUCUCGCAGAAAGUCUAAUGUCAGUUAUGAAUCCGCCGGGGACCAUCCGAAACAACGGUUUAAGUCCUAUGUCGAGGAAUAUUUAUAUUCCAAUAAUAAUGAAUUUCCUAUCAAUUUUACACCUCUCGAGAUGCUGUUGUGGGAAUUAUUUAACAUUUAUUAA